AUGAAACUCAGAAUCAGAUGCUUCGAAACCAAAGAAACCCUAAAAAUCGACAUACCGUCUUCUUCUUGCACUCUUCAUGAACUGAAACAACGCAUCUCUCAGUCAAUUCCAUCUUCAUCUUCAUCGAAUUCCAUUCAUCUUUCUCUCAACGGAAAGGACGACCUUUCACCCUCUGAAGAGACGCUUCAAUCCUUUGGUAUUACCUCCGGUGACCUUAUCUUCUUCACUUUCAAGCCAAAUGGGUUUUCAGUUUCAACUAAAACCCAUAUCCCCAAAUCUCAACCCAUCAAAUUGGACACUCAAAUUAUCCAAAAACCUGAAACAAUGAAAAAAUUGGACACCCAAAUUAUCCAGGAAUCUGAGACGAAACCCGUAAAUUCGAUACUUGAGGGAGAGGAAGCGGAAGAGUUUAUGGAGGUCGAUUACAGUGACAUGUCAGUUGAUGUGAAUAUGACGAAGUCGUUUCCUGUACCUGGAUUUUUGAGGAAAGUGUUCACGGAUGAGCUGAGCGAUGACGGCGGCCGUGACCAUAAGCUGUUGGUGGUUGCGCUUCACGCUGUUUUUGUAGAAUCUGGGUUUGUUCUCCUUGACCCUGUUUCCUUUACUCAACUUAGUGGAUCCCAGUUUUGGAAAUGUUAUUGGCCUUCGGGUGCUUCACCUUCUCGAAUGACUCUGUUUUACACCCUGCCUGAGGCGGCUAUUCAUCAUAGGGUUGAAUUGAAGUUUCAUUGUUUAGGGAAGUUUUUUAUUGCUCACGGGUCAUUGUCUGGUGGUGUUUCCACACGUAGAGUUACAUUGAAUGAGGAUCAGUUGGUUCCGUUCUUGAAUGUUGUGUGGGCUAACUGUGGAUUACAUGAGGAAGUAAAUAAUGGGGCUUUUGGGACUUGUCCGGAGAGGGAAGUGUUUCAGUUUUGGAGGAACGUGAAGGAUGGGCUUGUGUUGCCAUUGCUGAUUGAUUUGUGUGACAAGUCUGGUUUGGAGCUUCCACCGUGCUUUAUGCGACUUCCCACUGACCUUAAGUUGAAGAUUUUGGAGUUGCUACCCGGUGUUGAGAUAGCCAAAGUGAGUUGUCUGAGCUCUGAAUUGCGAUAUUUGGCUUUGAGUGAUGAUCUGUGGAAGAAGAAGUAUGUGGAGCAGUUUGGUGAUGCCAACACAUCGGGAGGAGGGGACGAGGGACAUUGGAAAGACAAGUUUGUCAAGUCUUGGGAGAGUAGGAAGAGAAGGAAGAUGAUAAGCAGAAGAAGAGUGGUUGAUCCCCUGAGAUUUUUAGGGGGUCCUAAUCCAUUCCCAGGACCUUGGAGGCCACAUAUAAUUGGUGGAGAUUAUGAUCUAUUGCCUCCACAGUUUGAUAAUACCGUGAGUUGGAUUAUUUUUCUGUCCUCUUCUUUGGUUUGUGUUUUGGGACUUUUGGCCUUUGAAUAUGCUUUCAAGCUCCUUGCUGCUAUAGUUGGUACUCAUAAAACUGAGAUAGUUAAAGGUAGAGACGGGUGCCUGGAUCUACCCCACAAAUGGUGGGAAUUUGGUGAGGAUGGAGAAGUUCAGUAG
Molecule: messenger RNA, 1545 nt
Organism: Nicotiana tabacum (common tobacco)
Lineage: Eukaryota; Viridiplantae; Streptophyta; Magnoliopsida; Solanales; Solanaceae
Product: F-box protein SKIP22
Molecular function (GO): protein binding
Source: RefSeq, a predicted model, not a curated record